AGCAGCCAGUGGGGGAGAGCAGUUAAGGCACCAGCCACUCCACGCAGACCCCCAGCUCCCUCCUGCCUGAAGAUGUUCCACCAAAUUUGGGCAGCUCUACUCUACCUCUAUGGCAUUCUCCUUAACUCCAUCUACCAGUGCCCUGAGCACAGUCAACUGACAACUGAAGGAGUAGAUGGGAAAGAGUUCCCAGAGCCCCACCUGGGCCGGUGGUACUUUAUCGCAGGGGCAGCUCCCACCAAGGAGGAGUUGGCGACUUUUGACCCUGUGGACAACAUUGUCUUCAACAUGGCCGUGGGCUCUGCCCCCAUGCAGCUCCAGCUUCGAGCUACCAUCCGCAUGAAAAAUGGGCUCUGUGCGCCCCGGAAAUGGAUCUACCACCUGUCUGAGGGGAGCACACAUCUCAGAACCGAAGGCCGCCCUGACAUGAAGACCAAGCUCUUCUCCAGCGCAUGCCCAGGCGGAAUCAUGCUGAAAGAGACAGGCCAGGGUUACCAGCGCUUCCUUCUCUACAAUCGCUCACCACACCCUCCCGAGAAGUGUGUGGAGGAAUUCCAGUCCCUGACCUCCUGCCUCGACUUUAAGGCCUUCUUACUGACUCCCAGGAAUCAAGAGACCUGUGAGCUGUCCAGUAACUGACCUGUGGCUUCAUCUGUGCCCCCCAGAUGGAUACAGUGGGAACUGAGAUUGUGGUGGGGGGAGAAGCUGGAGACUCUUAACUCCCUUUCAAGAAUAA
Molecule: messenger RNA, 736 nt
Organism: Eubalaena glacialis (North Atlantic right whale)
Lineage: Eukaryota; Metazoa; Chordata; Mammalia; Artiodactyla; Balaenidae
Gene: APOM
Product: apolipoprotein M
Exons: 6
Coding region: 73-639 (188 amino acids)
Biological process (GO): cholesterol efflux; high-density lipoprotein particle remodeling; high-density lipoprotein particle assembly
Cellular component (GO): low-density lipoprotein particle; very-low-density lipoprotein particle; high-density lipoprotein particle
Molecular function (GO): lipid carrier activity; phospholipid binding
Source: RefSeq, a predicted model, not a curated record